AUGCAGUACAACCCCGGCUGGAACGACUCCUCUGUCAACCUGCUUCACGUGCGGGCGGUUGGGCCCGCUGACACCCUGCACUACGUCUGGAGCAGCAUUGGGGCCCCCGCGGUGCUGCUGGUGGCUACGGCGAGCAGGAGCAGCACCCUGCGCGUCAACUGGACCCAGCUGCUCUCGCCCGCUCCUGCAGGCGCCAUCUGGAUCGACCCCCCCAGCAGCGUUGUCUACUCCACCGCCGUUGUCUUCACCAAGGUGUUUGAGUACAGCGAGGCCAAAACGCUGGAAGAGCUCUUCUACCCCACGUACGACCUGUCUGACUUUGCCUGGGACAGCGUCAAUCGCACCCUGAACCACACGGCCCUGACGGCUGAGUUCACAGGCAUCCCGGCCACUGACCCCAGCGGCAGCUUCUCCAACGGCAGCCUGGCGUUUCGGGUGACAGCCUACGAGGCCAGUGGCCGUGACGGGCCCCUGCCCAGCCUCCUGCACACGGCAAACAGCUCUAAAGUGGAGUUUGUCCUGGCUGGGGUGGUGCCGCGGGGCAACAGCUCCCGAUUUGUGCUGGAGCUGGCCAUGGUGGAGGAGACAGGGGUGGUGCAGAAGCUGCGCUCGACACGCUCCAUCGACGAUGAGUACACUCCCACCAUCUUUGAGAUGCUCUCCCUGGUAGCCAAGUCCCAAAAUGACAGCUCCACGCUCAGCUUCCUGCAGUGGAAGGCGACAGCCUACGGCUCCCAGACCCCCAGGCGCGAGGACAGCAUCCAGUGCCGGCCUCGCGGCCUGCAAGCGGCCAACUGGACCCUGCCCGUGUCCGGCAUUGUCCACGCCUACUUUGGGGAGGGUGUAGGCAGCACCUACACCAUCAGUGCCAUCAAUAUCUCUUUUGGGGGAGAGGAUGGAAAGGGUUACCAGGAGAAGCGCUACCUCAGCUGGUCGGCGCUGCUGGGAUUUGGGCAGCCCCCCGAGGACACCUUCUCCCCCCUCGUCAUCUCCAUCAUGGCCGUGGCACUGGGCACCCCCGUGGUGAUGCUCCUGGUGGGCAGCUGCGUGGUCCUCUUCGCUCAGAGGAAACGCUACUCUGAGUACGAGCCCAUCAACUGAAGGGGACGGUCCUUGGAGGGACCCCCAGGAUCCUUCUUGUCGCCAGGAAACGACCGUGGCUGCUGCAGGGGCUCCAGUGCCUGCAACCUCCUCUCUGUCCUCCGCUCCGUCCCCGCAGUCCGGGCUCAGGGGGGACCAGGGCAACAUUUGCAACAGUUGCCCAGGUCGAGUACCCCUCUUGUCCUGCUCCCUCCUACUGCCCAGAUCCUGCGCCUGGUUACACUUCUUUCGCUGUUUUUUCC
Molecule: messenger RNA, 1343 nt
Organism: Pygoscelis adeliae (Adelie penguin)
Lineage: Eukaryota; Metazoa; Chordata; Aves; Sphenisciformes; Spheniscidae
Gene: GLMP
Product: chromosome unknown open reading frame, human C1orf85
Exons: 5
Coding region: 1-1101 (366 amino acids)
Cellular component (GO): lysosome
Source: RefSeq, a predicted model, not a curated record